ACACCCAUCUCAUCCGCGAGCCUCGCCCUGCACGCUUGCUUCACUGGCCAGGACCGGGCGUUUCGACGGCAUGGCUGAGCUCGCGCUGGCGCAUCUGCCUUCGCUGCCGCCGCAAUCGCUGCCUCUGCUUCUCUCGCACCUGAGCGUAGCGCAUUCCGCGUCAUCGCCUGUGCCCUUCUCCCUGCUCAUCUCCUCAUUACGCGCCUCAUCGCUCUCAGCCGCUUCGACGGCCCCGCGACGAGCCUCGCACAUCCACCUGCCGCACUCAUACCCGGGGCGCUCCUUCUUGCUCAUCAGCACGCCCACUGCCCCGACACGCGCACAGCUGCGCGCUGAGGAAGCAUCAGCAUCACUUGGCGCUGAUGCGCUAGCACUGGCUGGCUUGGCACCCAACACGCCCGCCGCCUCUUCGUCGACCGCCAGCGGUAGUGCGACGCGCAGCACGCUCCUGACGCUCGCUGGGCCGGCCAGUACGCUCCUUCAACGACUCUCGCUGCCGCCGCCUCUGGGCGCGCCAGGCUCAGGCGAUGGUGCACGAGAGCUGCGAGGGAAAGGACCGGGCAACUGGGAGGAGAGGACGCGCGUCGUUGGCGAAGGGUUCGAGUGCAAAGUCGGAGACGCACGCGUCGUGCUGGCCAUGAUGCGACUUGGUGCGGGCAAGGGAGAGGAGAAGGGCGCGCUGUUGCUAGUCUCGACGCCCUCGUCACCAACAGCGACGCUCUCAGCGCCGCUGUUGCUCGCGCAACUGUUCCCCGCACAUCUGACGCCCGGCGGUGUGGUGCCCUUUACGCCAUCACUAGCCGCCUGGAGCGAGGUGCGGCCGGGCGCGAUGGGUGAGGAGGGCGGAGAGGAGAGGGCGCCGGGGGAGAAGGAGGCCGUGGCGUGGGAGGGCAUUUGCCGGAUGCUCAGUGUGCUGUAAUAGACGCGCUGCACUGCACUCUGAAG
This is a messenger RNA of Tilletiopsis washingtonensis, 945 nucleotides long. RefSeq lists its product as hypothetical. The record is from RefSeq and is a predicted model, not a curated record. The coding region runs from base 71 to 919 and encodes 282 amino acids. Lineage: Eukaryota; Fungi; Basidiomycota; Exobasidiomycetes; Entylomatales. The transcript has 3 exons.